AAAAACGCGUUUCUUUUACUAUAUUCCCCCUCUAUAACAUACGCGGCUUGCAUAAUUUGUCAACUCUCUAGACUCGUGUGAAAGAAAUAGGCAGCUCAGGAAAACAGCUCCUUCUAGUCUGCGUCUCAGGUCCUGAAACCCUAAUCAGCUCAGAUCUGAUUGUAGAUGCACUUCCGGCCAUCUCCAUCAUACCAAAUGCAGCUAGCUUUGUUUUCAUGGAUGCCAAGAAAUUCAUGCAGCUGGUGGAGGAGAAGAAGAAGAGAGUCCUGGCCAAGAAGGAAGCCCCGUUGAUAUGGGAACAGAAGCUUGAAGCUGCUGCUAAAGCAAAAGCCGAUGCCGAAGCCAAUGAGAAAAGGUCGAAAUCUGCCAAACUCAAGCGAAGGUCACGAUCACCAUCUGAUUCAGAUACCGACAGCCACGAGAAGCGGACAAAAAAAUCUCACAAGAGGAUAAAAGACAAGAAAUCCAAGCAUAAUAAGCCAAAGAGAAGAUCGUCAGGUUCAAGCUCCUCGGAUUAUUACUCGAGCGACAAUGAUGAAGAUGAUUAUAAAAGUGUGAGGAGAAAUAAGCACCAUAGGCGUUUGCACUCGAGCCAUUCGGACUCGUCAAGUGAUGAUGAAAAUGGAAAGAGAGAGAGAAGGCACAGAAAACAUCACCACAGACAUCACAAGAAGUCUGACUCUAGCUACUCGGAUUAUUCUUCAACUGAUGAUGAGUCUGAGGAAAAGAGGCACCGUAUAAAGCGCCACAAGCAUCAUCAUCAUCAUCAUAGAAGGUCUCAUAGUCAUGACAGUUCGGGUUCGGAUGAUGACAGAAAAUAGUGAGUCUGAGAAAUUCUUAAUGGAGAUGCUGAUCAUCUGGGCAAAUUGUUUCAGAAUUUGGUGAGGUAUCUCUGAUUAGUCUGCCUAUUUCUUUGGGUUGUCUCAGACAUUUGAGAACUUAUAUUUGGGUUGGUCUUGAUUUUCUGUGUUGCAAAACUGCAAUUUGUGAGUGUUUGUACCUUGAAUUUAUUUUAGACCUUGCAGUUGUCAUCCGUGAUUAUUUAUGUUGGUGUUUUAUCUUUCAGUCGCUUGAAUUCUGUCAUAGUGAAAUUCUGAAGUUAGUUCUUCAAGUUUUUUAUCUUUCGCAGCGAACGAGGGUCUGUCUAAUUCCAGUCUGACAAAUGAGAAACUGCAAGAACGUAAAUGUCAAAUUCAUGUUCUAAUUUUGUAACUAUAUUCAAUUCAAAUUGAAGUAUAAGCAUACUCAAUUACUCUAGUUGGUACGCAAUUAAAUCUUUAAUCACGUCAUCAGAUAAUUUUAUUCCUAG
This is a messenger RNA of Striga asiatica, 1309 nucleotides long. Lineage: Eukaryota; Viridiplantae; Streptophyta; Magnoliopsida; Lamiales; Orobanchaceae. The record is from the annotation of a GenBank genome assembly.